ACACCUGAUCCGGAGCGGCGGACUACUUUUCCCGGCGUGCCCGGCCAGCCGGCCGGCCGGCGCCUGGAAGAGGCGGGGCAGAGCGAGGCAGAGCAGCGUCGCGGGGAUGGCGGAGCUGCGAGUGUUUCCCUUGGCCUGCGCCGUGCAGAACUACUCUUGGGGCAAACUGGGCCAGGACAGUGAAGUGGCCAGCCUCCUGGCAAGCAGUGAUCCAAUGAUCCACAUCGAAGCGGGCAAGCCCUAUGCGGAGCUCUGGAUGGGCACUCACCCCAAAGGAGACGCCAUGAUUCUAGAUAACCGCAUCCCCCAGAAGACCUUGCGGCAAUGGAUCGCGGACAACCCCGACAGCCUGGGCACCAAGGUCAAGGAGGCCUUCCAAGGCCAGCUGCCCUUCUUGUUCAAAGUGCUGUCUGUUAACUCAGCCUUGUCCAUCCAGGCUCACCCCACCAAGGAGCUGGCAGAGAAGCUUCAUGCCCAGUAUCCAGAGCACUACCCAGAUGCCAACCACAAGCCGGAGAUGGCCAUCGCCCUGACGCCCUUCGAGGGCAUGUGUGGCUUCCGGCCUGUUGAGGAGAUUGUGUCUUUUCUCCAGAACGUUCCUGAAUUCCGGGCCCUGAUCGGGAAUGUGGCGGCGGAGCAGCUGGAACGCUGCGUGGGCGAAGACCCCCGGGGUGUCUCUGCCGCACUGCGCAUCUGCUUCACCCGGAUGAUGAAGAGCGAGAAGAAGGUCUUUGUGGACCAGCUUAACAUGCUGGUGAAGCGGAUUUCUCAGGAAGCAGAUGCAGGGAAAGAUACUUCGGCCAGCUGUGGGGAGCUCCUCCUCCGCCUCCACUCCCAGUACCCCGGAGACAUCGGCUGCUUUGCCAUCUACUUCUUGAACCUGAUGAAGCUGCAGCCCGGGGAGUGCAUGUUCCUGGGUGCCAAUGAACCCCACGCCUACAUCUACGGAGAUUGCAUUGAGUGCAUGGCCUGCUCUGACAACACGGUGCGUGCUGGCCUGACGCCCAAGUUCAUUGACGUCCUCACGCUGUGCGAAAUGCUCAACUACACGCCGGCCCCUGGCAGCUCCAAGCUCUUGAGCCCCGUCCAGAGCCGUCUGGACCCUUGUGUCUACCUCUACGACCCGCCAGUCCCAGACUUCUCUGUCAUGAGGAUAGAGAUUCCUUCCUCCAUCAAGCUGUACCUCAUUUCAGCCAUCGACUCAGCCAGCAUCCUGUUGGUGGUACAAGGAACUGCAGUCGGGACCUCCACUGCGGCCGCUUCAGAAAUGGCUGUCCGCCGCGGCUCUGUGCUCUUCAUCUCCGCCAACGAGAGCGUCUCCUUGCACCUGUCUGCACCUGAUGGGAUGCUGCUCUUCCGAGCCUGCUGUCUCGUAUAAUGUGGGGUGCUUGGCUCUUUCUUCUCUUGCUGAGACUCCAGUAGAAACGGCUGUGUGUCCUCUGCACAGCCAGUUACUCCCCUGACCCAUCAAACCACUGUGUCAAAAGCCCAAAGCAUUGGCGCUCACCCCUGUAUGGUGGGUCCUCGUUUCCCACACAGCUUGACUCUAUCCAGGGAGAACCCUCCUGCUCCUGUAACGGUUGCUGUAAAACAUGGGGCUGGGAAUUCUCCAGUAGACCUCGUCGUUUUUUUAAAAAAACUGCCAUCUCCACCUUGUGCUAGACCGCUCUGCUUUUGAGGGGUAGCGGUCUGCACACCCUGAACUUUAAAAAUGCUGUAAAACUUAUGAAACCAGCAGUCAAUGGUGUGCCUCUCUCACCCCCCCCCACCACCACCACCCUGGGAAGAGGGUGGAAAUUUGGAAGAAGGGCUUGGUGAUGAUUUGAGCUUCCCAGCCACUGGAAUUCCCUCUUAGCCAGGACAUUCUGCCUCCUGCCCUUUCCCUGGGGGGCAGGCAAAAGCUUUUCUCCACCUCGCCCCAGUUGCUGCCAAUGGAGAGUGGUUGGCUAUCAUUGCUUCUAAUCCCUGGCUGACAAAGUUUGCUCAGGCUGUAGUGGACAGCAUGUUCUGGUGUGAAAGUGCUUCCUCCUUGAGGGCCACCUGCCGGUGAUUGCUUAAUCUAGGAGCGGUUCUGUCUGCCCACAGCAGGGCCAUGUGAGUUGGGAGUCCAGCAACUCCUGGGGAACCAUGGGCUCCCCCCAGCCAACAGUCCUGAUGUCGGGAUGGGAGGACAAGCCAGUAGUACGUUUUUGGUACCGGUGGCUUUUCAGGUGCAUUGUCACUGGACUUCCAUCCUGGGCCAGGUGGCAGAAACAAGAAGUCCUCUAAUGCUACAGCCUGGGGGGCAGGGCCUUCGCUUUGGGUGCUUUUCACCAUCUCCUUUCCCCCCAGUAGCAUUUUCCCAGCACCAUGUAGGAAGCUCUGAGUGGUUCUAUCCCCUGGCUCCAUGUGGGUGUCACAACCAUAGCCUGUUGUGAUAAGAGCAAACCUGACCCUGGUCCAGCUCCAAGUGCAGUAUGUGUCUUCACUUUUCCUUGUUUGAAACAAGCACACCAUGGGAUUGAUGGAGCUGGUUUGUUCCAAACAAAGCACAGUGAAGACAAAGCAGUCUAGGGCUGAGAUGAUUAAUUAAAACUGGCACCCCAAUUUUCCUAUUAUUCCUCUCCCUCAAAUUGGUUGGGGUGAGAGAGGCUGUGUGGGGUAGAGGCUCCUUUCUAUCCAAACGUAGCCAGUACCUGCUUUCCCUGCAGUAGUUUGGAACCUGUUCCCAAGCAACCAGGAGAAAAGGGUCCCCCGGCCCAACUAGUGUGCUAAGUUUGGAGGCAGGCUCAUCUUUUUGUGGCAUGCAGGGGCUGUGGUUACAAGAUGAUCAAAUUGUCAGCUCAUGUUUGGCUUUUGCACCAACAGGAAGAGAGUGGCUCUUCCCUAAAAAAAAACAUCAGAUUACCACAUCUUCACUGUAUGGUGAAGCUACUUACCUGGCAUUUCAAAGUAAAGUACAUGUACCAAUAGCUAAAGCGAGUGUUAUAAUCACUCUGCGCUACCCCUUGCUUCCACCUCUUGCAGAAAAAUUCAUUGAACGAUAUAAAAAAAAUUCCUUCCAGUAGCACCUUAGAGACCAGCCAAGUUUGUUGUUGGUAUGAGCUUUCGUGUGCAUGCACACUUCUUCAGAUACCUUGCAUGCACACGAAAGCUCCUACCAACAACAAACCUAGCUGGUAAGGUGCUACUGGAAGGAAUUUGUUUUGUUUUGUUUUGACUACGGCAGACCAACACGGCUACCUGUAACGAGAAUCAUUGAAUGAUGGUACCCUGAACUCUUGGGUAAGUCAGUGCUAUAAGUUCAAGCGUUGCUAAGGGACAGGCGCUGCCUUGGGGCAGGGCAGGGCGGUGGCCUUUCAGUUGUCACUGGCUUACAGCUCCCAUCAUCCAGAACCAUUGGCCAUUCUGGCUGAUGGGCGUUGGGGUCCUGCAAGAUCUAGGGGGUCAAAGGUUCCUCACCCAAAGUUCAGUUCUGUGGCUUGGGGAGCAGGAAGCCCAGCCACUCCACCUUCAACUCACUUUGAAGUUGGAGUGUUGUAAGUUGUUGCUUACGGAGGGAGGGAAAGUCCACUUGCGCUUCCAUUCGACAACUCUGGUUUGAUUUGCAUGCUCACUCAUUUGGGGCUCAGUAUAUUUCAGCAAAGAGAACUGCCCCAGUUUCUCUUUAGCUUCCCGCCAAAUAGGAGUGUGUCCUUACCCUAGCGGAGUGCCAAGCAGGAGCGACUAUUGUCUCCUGCAGAAUGAUUCGAGAGAGAAAAGUGCAGGGGGGAAAUACAGAACCUUCAGAGACUGAAAUAACAGCUAUAAGUGAAAAGAAAUAGGAUGUAGGGGGACUGGCAGAAUACAUGCGUUGUCUUAAGGGAUUGUGUAUCAGAAUUUGAAUCUUGAGGUCAUCCAUCAGAUGGAUUUUGACUCCAGACUCUCGCGCUGCAAAUUGUAGAGCUGUGGUUUCAGCAUUUGACAUUUUGAUAGCUGCAGUCAACCACUUCUUACCAUUUGUGUUAAGAGAUGUGUGGACCCAGUUCUACACUUUAUACAAACUAUUUUGUUCCUAAAUUAACUGGAGGUUUGAGAUGUAUGUACAGAGUGUGCGCAAGUAAAGACCCCUGGAAGAGCCAGUAUUCCUACUACCAUUGUACUGUAUUCCGUAUUUCACAGCUAUAGUUAUGGCUAAUAAUCCCCAAAGAAUGAAACAGGGAGAUGAAAUUCAGAUGGGUUCAGAAACAAAAAAUCUUCCCACCAGUGUAAAGCAUCAGUUGUUUAAGAGUCAAAUGCAACGAGUUAAAGUUGACUAAAUAAAGAAGGUGCUGUAGAGGACAGGCCCUGAGAAUAA
Molecule: messenger RNA, 4315 nt
Organism: Podarcis muralis (Common wall lizard)
Lineage: Eukaryota; Metazoa; Chordata; Lepidosauria; Squamata; Lacertidae
Gene: MPI
Product: mannose phosphate isomerase
Biological process (GO): carbohydrate metabolic process; GDP-mannose biosynthetic process
Cellular component (GO): cytosol
Molecular function (GO): zinc ion binding; mannose-6-phosphate isomerase activity
Source: RefSeq, a predicted model, not a curated record